Paramecium sonneborni is the source of this 170-nucleotide messenger RNA. Lineage: Eukaryota; Ciliophora; Oligohymenophorea; Peniculida; Parameciidae. The record is from the annotation of a GenBank genome assembly.
AUGAGUACAGAUGGAUAAAUUUUAAGAAUGUAUUUUAUAUUUUUCUCCUAUUUAGAGAUUAAAUCAUAGACAUUUCGAAGCAAACUAAUAUAAUGAAUAAUUAUGAAUAAAUAAAAUACUUAUAGUUGGUUGGACAAUACGGAUAAUAAAAUAAAAGCUUAGCUUAUUGA